Molecule: messenger RNA, 1180 nt
Organism: Humulus lupulus (European hop)
Lineage: Eukaryota; Viridiplantae; Streptophyta; Magnoliopsida; Rosales; Cannabaceae
Product: BURP domain-containing protein 17-like
Exons: 2
Coding region: 44-1039 (331 amino acids)
Source: RefSeq, a predicted model, not a curated record
UUAGGUCCAUUGGUAGUUCAUAUCUUCAUUCUUGCUUAGAACAAUGGUGUUCCAUUUCCCAUACAUCUUUCUAGCUUUCUUCACUACUUUGGUGUUUGCAGUAAGCCAUGGCACGAAGUACUACUCUCCGGAGCUUUACUGGAAGACUGUCCUACCAAACACACCAAUGCCGAAAGCUGUGUCUGAUCUUCUGAUACACAAUCCAAAGGCUGCUCACAACAGGGCCAAGCCUCCACCAUUGCCACCAUUGCCACCAUACAAGCCUGCACAGCUACCUGCGAUCACUCUACCACCAAUCCUUGUUUUGACCACUUAUGCAGUGUCCAGUGAGACUAAGCUACUCCAUCAAAACCCUAAUCCAAACGUGGCUCUCUUCUUCUUGGAGAAAGACAUUCAACCUGGCACAAAACUACUCGACUUGGACUUCAUCAAGAGCUCUAACAAAGCAGCCACCUUCUUGCCCCGCCAACAAGCUCAAUCAAUCCCUUUCUCGUCCAAGAAAGUGCCUGAAAUUCUGAACCAACUUUCGGUGAAACCGCACUCGGCUGAGGCUGCGAUGGUGAAGCAAACAAUCGAGGAGUGUGAAGCUCGGUCGAGCAUCAGAGGUGAGGAGAAGUACUGUGCCACUUCACUUGAGUCGAUGAUCGACUUCACCACUUCCAAGCUUGGAAAAAACUUACAAGCAAUCUCUACACAAGUGGAGAAUGAUCAUUCUGCCAUGCACAACUGCACCAUAACACAAGUUGAAAAGAAGAGAAACUCAGCAGGAAGUGGUGUCAGAACUGUUGCUUGUCACAAGCAAAACUAUCCAUUUGCAGUGUUCUAUUGCCACACAACACAAGCCACAGAGACUUAUGUGGUGAGCUUAGUAGGUGGUGAUGAUGAUGGCACCAAAGCUGAGGCAGUGGUUGCUUGUCAUAAAGAUACCUCUCAAUGGAACCCUAACCACUUGGCCUUUCAAAUGCUUAAGGUUAAACCAGGAACUGUUCCAAUCUGUCAUUUCCUUCCUGAGGAUCAUAUUGUCUGGAUUCAAAACUAGAAAAACUUAUAUAUAUGCAUGUAUUAAUUAGUGUGUGUAUGAAGUCUUUUAUAUAUAUAUAUAUAUAUAUUCAGUCUUGUACUAUAUAUGUUUUCUAUUAAUAAGAAGGGCAUCAUCAUGUGGUUCCAUUGUUAUAUAUGA